AUGUUUUCCAAGCUUUUACAAGUCUCCAUCUUUGCGAUCAUGAUCAGCUCCAGUUUGUGUUUCUCGAUCGAAAGUUGCAACGUUGGAUACAAGUCUGGUACCGAUACCAAGCAUGUUUGUCAAGCUUCGCACGGCCAAGGCGCCAAGGCGAUCUACUACAAUUGCCCUAUGAGCGGUUGUAACAUCCAGGAUCAUGGUGAAAUAUCGCGCUGUACGCCAGACCCCGGCCAGAAUGCGCCAGCUAUUUCUCCCAGCCGUGUAUUGAAGUGUGAAGAAUUCUACAGCACGACGCCCGAUGGCCAGAUACAUUGUCGAUCUCAACACCCGUAUCACUUUAUCGUCAAGUGUCAAAAAUGGAAACCUAUCGUCUGUGAUAACUGUCAAUCAACGUAG
Melampsora larici-populina 98AG31 is the source of this 393-nucleotide messenger RNA. RefSeq lists its product as uncharacterized. The record is from RefSeq and is a predicted model, not a curated record. Lineage: Eukaryota; Fungi; Basidiomycota; Pucciniomycetes; Pucciniales; Melampsoraceae. The coding region runs from base 1 to 393 and encodes 130 amino acids. The transcript is spliced from 5 exons.